Molecule: messenger RNA, 1158 nt
Organism: Gaeumannomyces tritici R3-111a-1
Lineage: Eukaryota; Fungi; Ascomycota; Sordariomycetes; Magnaporthales; Magnaporthaceae
Exons: 3
Coding region: 1-1041 (346 amino acids)
Source: RefSeq, a predicted model, not a curated record
AUGCCACCCCUUCUAUCCUGGGCCCUCCUAGCUCGUAUCUCAACUGCGGCGCUUCUGGCCCGGCCCCGGGGGAAUCAGCAGUACCUCGACAGCCGCCCGCUUGAAACCGGCCACCCCAACCCGAAUCGCAUCGAUAGGUGGGCGCCGACGACCACAGCUCCAUCCACUACUAAGCCCCUAGGUAUUCUGAGCGAAAUUCGCCUGAGCCAAAGUACCGGAACCAACUCGUGGCUGAACUCGAAAACAUGCGGCUGGUUCACGGGCCACCCGUCCUCUCCCUUUACCUGCGACGAUGGGUGGACAUGCUCGACCGACACGAACUACGUGGUGGGAUGCACUACGACCAACUACUUCCCCUCGUUUGCCAUCUGCUAUGACUACGAAGCUCAGCGCUCGGGGAGGUGUUCCAGCCUUGGUGCCCUCACCGGCUGCUGCUCCUUCAGCGACUACCCAGCCUGCGGCACAUUCCUCUGGGUCGAGUCGACGCCGCGCUCCAUGCUGCGCUGCAUGACCAGCACCUCCAUCGUCUCCAUCAAUGACCGUCCCCAGUUCGUCGUAGAUGCUGAAAUCACCGUCACUGCCUCCACUUCAUCUUCAAAAGCCACCACAAGCGAUGUAGUGCCGCUCUCGACCGUCCCCAGCAGCUCUGACAACAACAACAACGGCGGCGGUGGCGGUGGUAUUCACCUCGGAGCCCUCGCCGGCGCCAUUGGCGGAGUCGUAGCCAUCGUCUUCGUCCUGCUGCUCGCCCUCUUUUGCUACUACAGGAAGCGCGGCCCCGGCGACCGCCGCCGCCCGCACAUCAGCGCGCCCAUCCCAAUGACGGACCUGCCCGCGGCCGUCCUCGCGCGGCAGGAGCCCGCCCCGCCCCGGGACCCCACGACGGGGGAGCUGCUCCGCGGGGGUCCCGACCCCUACGUCUGGGCGCGGACCCGCGCCCGGUCGCCGUCUCCGGACGGCGUGCCGCGUGAGAUUCCGGAGCGGAGCCCGUACAGGCCCCACUUGCAGGCGGCCGGCGCGGCUGUGGACCGGAAGGCGUAGGUUGGGCCUGGGGCUAUAGUGGUAAAACCAAGACGUAGGGCCACACCGAGCAGAGUGUUUGGGGUCGUGUCUACUCACUCCUAGAAAGACUCGUGGGGGCCGGAUGGAUAGAUGGAA